This is a messenger RNA of Nipponia nippon (crested ibis), 870 nucleotides long. The record is from RefSeq and is a predicted model, not a curated record. Lineage: Eukaryota; Metazoa; Chordata; Aves; Pelecaniformes; Threskiornithidae.
AUGUCUUAUCAGGCAAGCAUGCCUUUUCCAUCUCAGAGCAGGAGUCAGGUGUUUGAAGAAACUGGAUUUGAUAUAAAAGAUUAUAUCUGCAAAGAAGAAUACAUUGAGCUGCGAAUUAAUGAUCAGGUAGCACGGCUGUACAUCGUUCCAGGAAUUCCAAAGAACACACAAUUCAACCCCAAAACUAGAAGGGAAAUUCGGAACAUUGAAUGGUUUUCCAUCAACAAAUUACCACGCCACAGAAAUGACCCCGAAGUCAAGUCCAAGCUAGGUUUGGCACCUAACAAAUUUUUUAUGGCCAUUCCUUUCAUCAGGCCCUUGAGGGAAUGGCUUUCUCGAAGAAAUGGAGAUUCCUCAGAUAGUGACAAUGGAUUUUCAUCUACUGGGAACACACCCUCUAAGCCCAACAUGGAAAAAACAAGAUCUGGACUUUGCUAUAGUCAGCAGGUGUUUAUAGAUGACUUUUCAGGAGAGCAGUGGUUGAAGCCAAAACAGCCACAGAUGGCAUAUAAUCAUCCCGACACAUUUGAAGCUUUAAAAAUAAAGAGUCAGAACUUAAGGAGCAAUGGCAGAAAGCAAUAUCAAGACACUCCCAGCCAAAAGAAGAGAACAAAUGAAGUCCACAGUCAACCAGCUAAGCAAAACCAUGCCUUGAAAUGUGAAAAAAGGCUUAAUCCAAGAAGACUUCAAGAUAACUUUGAAACAGAUGCAGCAUAUAAGAUGUGGCGCUCCAGUGAAGACCCACUGCUAGAACAUGUAGAGGGACGCUCUGUGGCAUGCAAUGGCCAUUACAAAUUUGCUUUCUCAUCAAGAGCUUUCUUGAGCUUCAAGUUUGACCAUGAUGCUAUAAUGAAAAGUUUUAACCUCUGA